Messenger RNA from Miniopterus natalensis, 995 nucleotides. NCBI's taxonomy places the organism in Eukaryota, Metazoa, Chordata, Mammalia, Chiroptera, Miniopteridae. The record is from RefSeq and is a predicted model, not a curated record.
GGGCGCGAGCAGCUGCAGGCGGAGGCCAGCGAGCGCUUCGCCGCGGGCUACAUCCAGUGCAUGCACGAAGUGCACACGUUCGUGUCCACGUGCCAGGCCAUCGACGCCACCGUCGCCGCCGAGCUCCUGAACCACUUGCUGGAGUCCAUGCCGUUGCGCGAGGGCAGCAGCUUCCGGGAUCUGCUGGGGGACGCUCUGGCCGGGCCCCCGGGAGCCCCUAGGAGAAGCGGCUGGCUCACGGGAAGGGCCCUGGGGUCCCCGCUACCCAGCCCCCUAGCCCCCGCGGACGACCUGUGCUCCGACCUGGAAGAGGCGCCCGAAGCUGAACUGAGCCGCGCACCUGCGGAGGGGCCAGACUUGGUGCCCACGGCCCCCGGCAGCCUGACCUCUGCCCCAGGAGCCCAGAGCAUCUGGAGGCCUUGGUGACCAAGGCCAGCCCGCUCUGCGCAGGUGGGCCCAGCCCCCCCAUGUCUAGCUCCUCCCUGGGUUCCAGGCGUGGUGGGCAGGGUCUGCUGUCUCCCAGGUCUGCGCCUCCCUCGAGUAGUGGAUGCCUGUAGGGAGGUCCCGGAGGACCAGCCCAGUCAGGCCCCGAGCCCUUUCCUUAAGAGUAACUUUUACAGACCCCACAGUCGUCCUCCCCUUUGCCCGCUGUGGGUGGAAGGAGGGAGCUACCAACCAGGCUCGGCGCCUUGGCCUGCCCCAGCCCUCUCUGGCGCUGUGCAGAUCUGGGCACAGAGGUGACGGGAGUGGUGCUGAGCCUCUCCUCAGGGCAGGGCCCUAGUGUUGGGGCAGAGGGAGACCCCAGGCCCUGACCUGAGCAGAAGCCAGGACAGGGAAGGCAGGUGCCGAAUUGCCCACAGCUGCCGGAGAGAAGCAAGGCUUUCUGUAUGACUUGCCUUUAGCACACUUUUCAGUGUUAGGUUGCUAUCGAAUGUUCCAAUUCUACUAAAUAAAGGAUUUUGGAGAGUUAGUUACCCUUCUGAAGUAUUACCGAA